UCUUAUAUAAAACAUCAUGGUUUUUUUUAAAAAAUUAUAUAAAUAAAAAAUGUCAUUCUACUUUAAGUCUUAAAGCUAAUGCUCUAAUAAAAGUAUAAACUCCUUUAAAAAAUUUAUUUGAGUUAGGUUAAUUUAAAUACUUUUUCAAAAUUUAAUUGUCAUCUUCUAUAGCUUAUUUUAAGUUCUCAUUAAUUGCGUAUUUAACUCUUAAAUAGUUUCCAUAAAAAACAAUUAAAAUAAUAUUUCCAUAUCCAAAAGGGAAAAGUAUUCCUUCUAAAAUCAAUUAAAGAACUUCAAUAUUAUUUUUAAACACAAUAAUAUUUUAUCUUUUAUUUCUUAUACCAUUGA
Ichthyophthirius multifiliis is the source of this 348-nucleotide messenger RNA. RefSeq lists its product as hypothetical. The transcript has a single exon. NCBI's taxonomy places the organism in Eukaryota, Ciliophora, Oligohymenophorea, Hymenostomatida. The record is from RefSeq and is a predicted model, not a curated record.